GAACACAGAAGGCACACCAACAACACUAAUAAAGAGAGCAUCAACUAGCAAAGCAAAACAGCUAGAAAAAGAAAAGUAGCAUAGUUGUUGAAGAACUGAAGCAACUCCAUAGUAUUCAUUUGAAGAAAGUUGAAAACCCUCUCCUCUCUACAGAAGCUUUACCUUUAUCACUUUUCCUCCCUUCAACAUGCUUUUCCUUGCCUUUUAAGCCCCCACCGAGUAGUACCUUCCUUUCACCUAUACCAUGGAGUUUGACCUUGAAAACCCUUUAGAAAAUCUUCACUCUGAUGAUGUCUCUUACCUCUUCCUCAUUGAAUCUGACCACACCCCAUCACAGAAUCACUCUCAGACUCUCAAAGCUAGAGAUCUUGACAUCUCUGUCAGAAGAGAACUCAUUUCCUUAAUCUCACAGUUGUCCUGUGCUUUGGAUCCGGUUUUGUCUUACCUUGCUAUCAACUAUCUGGACCGGUUCCUGACCAACCAAGGGAUUCUGCAACCAAAGCCAUGGGCCCUGAGGCUCGUUGCUGUCUCUUGCAUUUCUCUAACUGUCAAGAUGAUGGGAACUGAAUACCCUGCCACUGAUAUCCAGGCCCUUUUGAAUCAAAGUGAUGGUGGCAUCAUCUUUGAGACACAAACAAUACAAAGAAUGGAAGCACUCAUCUUGGGAGCAUUACAAUGGAGAAUGAGAUCGAUCACCCCAUUCUCUUUCGUAGCUUUCUUUAUUGCCUUGAUGGGGCUCAAAGAGUCGCCAAUGGGGCAGGUUCUGAAAAACCGUGCCUCUGAAAUCAUAUUCAAGUCACAAAGAGAGAUAAGGCUUUGGGGAUUCAAGCCAUCUAUAAUUGCUGCAUCUGCUCUUCUUUGUGCUUCUCAUGAGUUGUUUCCUUUUCAAUAUCCGUUCUUCUUAAAAGCAAUAUCCGAUUCUUCAUAUGUAAAUAAAGAAAUCGUGGAGCAGUGCUACAAAGUGAUACAAGACAUAGCCAUAGAGGAAGAGUACUCUUCUGCGUUGAAUGGGGUUUCAAGGUCAGACACACCGAUUAAUGUGUUGGACCAUCAUUUUCUGAGUUCAGAAAGUGAAAAAACCAACGGAAUCACCGUUGCUAAUGCUGCUGAUUCUCCUCUUGGGGAUCUCAAAAGAAGGAAAAUCACUGGCUGUGGUGGAAACAAUCCAACAAUCCUCAAUUCUUGGAUUCAACCAUGCGAGAGAGAGAGUGAAAAGUAAAAAAAAAAAAAAAAGAAGAAGAAAAAGACAACAAACAAUUACGAUUUUUACUUUUACCCCCUCUGGUCCAUCAGAAAGCAACUACUACCAAGUCAUUAGUCAUAAUGUCAUAUCAUCAAAAAGAAGAGAAACAAAAUGGGAAAAUUCGAAAAAUUGAAAAUUGAAGUGGAUCAGAAAGUGUAAUAGGACGAGAUUGAGAAGGGUCGAUGAUGAUGAUGUUGGUGGAUUUAAAAUCACUGUAAUAUGAUCUUGGUAGGACUCUCUUUAAAAGGGGCACGCCAAGGAACAUGAUAUUAUAAGUCGCGGGAAUUUUUGUUUUUCUUAAACACUAAACAAAAAGACAAAACAUGGCUUUGAAUUUUAGUGUUGAAUUUUUGCGUGUCUGUUAUAUAUGUUUUGUUUUGUAGUUUAAGUGGGGAUGUGUCGCUUAGCCUCUGGCAAGGAAUUAAUAAUUGUGACACUGUAACAGUGUAGGAACAGCUUUCUUGGAAAAUUAAUACUAAUUUAGUAAGCACAAUACAUUUUAUAUA
This is a messenger RNA of Glycine soja, 1749 nucleotides long. RefSeq names its product putative cyclin-D6-1. The transcript is spliced from 6 exons. The record is from RefSeq and is a predicted model, not a curated record. Gene Ontology annotation, biological process: regulation of cyclin-dependent protein serine/threonine kinase activity; mitotic cell cycle phase transition. Bases 245 to 1219 code for a protein of 324 amino acids. Gene Ontology annotation, cellular component: cyclin-dependent protein kinase holoenzyme complex; cytoplasm; nucleus. Gene Ontology annotation, molecular function: cyclin-dependent protein serine/threonine kinase regulator activity. NCBI's taxonomy places the organism in Eukaryota, Viridiplantae, Streptophyta, Magnoliopsida, Fabales, Fabaceae.